AUGUCUCCUACUGACCAGUACACGGCGAAAUUGAAAACGAUUGAGGUUGGUGAAGUUGUGGGAUUUUCAUUUAGGUCAUCGUUAACCAUAGGGCGCACCAAGCCUGAAAAAAAAAGCUGGCGGUGUUUAUCAAGGGGGACUAGUAGAAAUGAUCCUUUUCAGCUUCUCGAAUGCAUCCCACCUCGUAUUUUCACGUCGUGUGCCUUCAUUAUGGAUACUACUCUGAGGACAGCCUGGUUUCUGGCUGCUAUCGCCGUUAUAGUAAUUUCCGAAGUUGCAUUCUUCUUUUUCCACGGCAUUUACGUGGUGAACCAGCAAAGCAGUCACGUUUCGAAAGCAACGAAAACGCUCCAAAAGUUCUUCUUCUACAACUUGUGCGCUCAGGUGGGUUUUUGAGAAGCGAAGGCUUUUCCUGUCGAUUCCGUGUAAAAUCUUCAUUCAAAGUGAUCUGUCUCAUUCCGAGGCUUCUCCCUAGAGCAUGGUGAUCCGCAAAAAUGAGUUCGUCAAGGCGUAACUGAAUGGACUACGCGCAGAAUAACCAGAAGAAGGGCAGUAAGACCAUUCUUUCCACUUGAUCAACUACACGUUUGGAAUAAAAAAAGUGUGAACGAAAAAGGUUUCAGACGAGCAUUCCGAUGGUUUUCCUAUGCGUUCCACUCGUUUCCGUCGUUUGGCUCACGAACACCCGUAGCUCUAUGCGAGGUUUGUUCAUUUUGCAACCCGAGAAAUAUCAAAUUUGA
Molecule: messenger RNA, 740 nt
Organism: Caenorhabditis auriculariae
Lineage: Eukaryota; Metazoa; Nematoda; Chromadorea; Rhabditida; Rhabditidae
Source: the annotation of a GenBank genome assembly